GUGAGGAGGGUUUUGGGAAGGUAGGGACCAGUGCUCAAAGCGUGGGGCGCGAGCUCGCAACCGGAGCUGUCCCCGGGACUUAGUGCUGAAGUAGGCGCUGACGAACCAGGCGCCUGGUGCGGUGGUCAGAAAAGACCAUGGCGUUCAUGGUGAAGUCCAUGGUGGGUGGCCAACUGAAGAACCUCACAGGGAGCCUGGGGGGCGGCGAGGACAAGGGGGACGGAGACAAGUCUGCAGCCGAAGCACAGGGCAUGAGCCGAGAAGAGUACGAGGAGUAUCAGAAGCAACUGGUGGAGGAGAAGAUGGAGCGAGAUGCACAGUUCACACAGAGGAAGGCAGAGCGGGCCACACUGCGAAGUCACUUCAGAGACAAAUACCGUCUGCCCAAGAACGAAACAGAUGAAAGCCAGAUCCAGCUGGCAGGCGGAGAUGUGGAGCUGCCUCGGGAGCUAGCCAAGAUGAUCGAGGAGGAUACGGAGGAAGAGGAGGAUAAGGCCUCUGUGCUCGGGCAGCUGGCCAGCCUCCCUGGCCUAGACCUCAGCUCACUCAAGGACAAAGCCCAGACUACACUAGGGGACCUCAAGCAAUCAGCUGAGAAGUGCCAUAUCAUGUGACCACUUCCCCCUGGAUUCUCCUCUAGGAUGGCCAGAGGGCUGGUCCACAUGAGGGCUAAGAGAGUGAGUGUCUCAACUUCCGGAUACCUCCAGUCCAUUUUGGACUCUGCUUUCCCUGCCCCAGCCUAGCCUGAGCCGUCUCGUCCAUGUCCAGCUCUAGCUCUGGUCUCUCUCUCUCUCUCUCUCUCUCUCUCUCUCUCUCUCUCUCUCUCUUUAUUGUCAGCAAAGUUCCCAUUCUUCCCUCUCUCCCUCCGCUGCCUGGAAAGUUUCCCCGAGUUGAUAGAAUUAGCCCAACCCUUUCUGGGUACAGCCUCCUGUUCUUCACACAAGAGCACUCACAAGAGGACACAGAAGCCCUGGCUCAUUUGCCACAGAUGCAUCCUGGCACACACAGACACACGUCUCCUGGGCUCCCAGCCCCUCCAGAUACCAGCACCCAGAGGCCCUUAGGAGAGCCUCUGGGCACACAGAAGACCUGCUCUUAUCCCUACCUUUAUGAUCCUAGAAGCUUUUCUUCUUUCUGGGUUUUACCAUCUGUAAAAUGGGAAUGGACUGAGUGAUUUCCAAAAUUCUCUCCUGAUUGGCAUUCCUGGCCACUCAGAAUAGAGCCCACAUCCCUUCUUGGGCAGGGCAGCAGCUGCAGUCCCAGCAUCACACAGCUGCCACUGUGGGUUCUGGGAGCUGAGCAAUGCUGUGUGAGGGGCAGAGUGCCAGGGAUGGAGCUGGCACUGAACAGUAGCUCCAGGCCUCCUCUGGGCCCAGGGCUGAGCCAAACUGUGUUCUGUUCCUGUAGAAUUCUCUGGAUUCCAUAGUUGGAAUUUCCUCUUCUCGUUCAGUGAAAAAUAAAAAUUCCAAAUGACGUGGCUAUCUUCCCACUUCCUGCUGACUUGGGGUUCACAGGCCCCAGGCCUGCCCUUUUGAGGGACCUCAUCUGCUUCUUCACCUGCAGCUUCAGAGGAUUCUAGGAGAGAAUCAGGGCUGCAGGUGAGGGUGGGGCCUCACUGAGGGAGCAGAUGCCCUUUGGCCAGAUGAAGUUAAGUCUAAGCACUAAGAGUGAGGAGGGUGUGGCAGCCAUCUGGAUGGAGAGGUACACGGGAAGAUGGAGCUUAGGGUGUUCCUGAGACUAGAGAAAGGGCUGUCUCUGACACCUGUCCUGUACUUUCCCCUCACCUAAGAGAUGGAGAAUGAAACAGAGAAAAAAAGCAUCAUUGUGCUCCAACCUGGCUCUGCUCUGCAUCCCUGAGCCUAUGUUAAAUGAAGAGUUCUCCUCCCCAAGAAUAAUACGUGUUUCAAAGAGUAGCCAUUUGUCCCCCACCCCCACCUCCUUGGUAGUGCUGGGGGACCCAGGGCCUCACACACUGCAUACUAAGGCAAAUGGUCUGCCACUCAGCCACACCCACAGCCCCUCCCCCCACACACCAUGCUGCUUAUCAGCUGUUGUAACACAUUCUUUAAAGUAACAGAGGCUGAGGAGCCAGCAGUCAUGCUACACUGAGUGAGACCUGGUGGUGAAGACAGUGUUAGUCCCACCUCACAGGGAGGUGGCCUGAGAUGGCAAGCUGGUGUCCUCAAAGUUUGUGUUUAGGCAGUGUGUUUCAGUUUCUGCCGGGUUUUCUUCUCUCUCUGUGUUCCCCCUCCCCCUCCCCCCUCUCCCUUUCUCUCUCUGUAUGUGUGUUAGUUGGUAUUAUUGUCAUUUUGUUUUCUUUCAGACAGAAUCUCAUGUAGCUCAGGCUAGCCUCAAACUCCUAGGUAGGCAGGAAUGAUCUUGGGCUUCUGAUCAUCUUGCCUCAACUUCCCAAGUACCCUGCUUACAGGAACAGGCUAUCACAUGUAACUUCUGCUGUGCUUCGAACCUAACCAAGGCCUUUGUACAUGUUAGGCACGCACCAACAGGCUGCAUCCUUCUCCUGUGUUUGGUGGUGUUUUUAAAUUUAAUUACUCUAUGUGUAUGAAUAUUUGUCUGCACACAUGUCUUUGCUCAUGUGUGCUUGGUGACCAAGGAGGUCAGAACAAGGCGUCAGAUGCCCUGUGCCUGGAGUUACAGAUGGUUUUGAGUUGUCAUGUGGGUGCUGAGAAUUGAAUCUGUGUCUGGAAAAGCACUGAGCCCUCUCUCCAGCCCCUUUGUCUUAGAGAUGGGAUCUCACUAUGUAGCCCAAGCUAGCCUCCCAAGUGCUAGGAUUACAGAUGUGCAGCAACACUAUGUAUGACUUUAAUGAGGAAUAAAAAGGGGGAAAAAAGUUCUUAA
This is a messenger RNA of Mus musculus (house mouse), 2859 nucleotides long. It is a transcript of the gene Cplx3, whose product is annotated as complexin 3. The transcript is spliced from 3 exons. The coding region runs from base 138 to 614 and encodes 158 amino acids. Lineage: Eukaryota; Metazoa; Chordata; Mammalia; Rodentia; Muridae. Gene Ontology annotation, biological process: neurotransmitter transport. Gene Ontology annotation, cellular component: plasma membrane; synapse. The record is from RefSeq and is marked validated.